Messenger RNA from Lytechinus pictus (painted urchin), 4323 nucleotides. Its product is annotated as BRCA1-associated RING domain protein 1-like. The coding region runs from base 87 to 2609 and encodes 840 amino acids. Gene Ontology annotation, biological process: protein K6-linked ubiquitination. Lineage: Eukaryota; Metazoa; Echinodermata; Echinoidea; Temnopleuroida; Toxopneustidae. Gene Ontology annotation, molecular function: ubiquitin-protein transferase activity; protein binding. Gene Ontology annotation, cellular component: BRCA1-BARD1 complex; BRCA1-A complex. The transcript is spliced from 9 exons. The record is from RefSeq and is a predicted model, not a curated record.
CGCGAAAUUCGAUCAACUUAUUUACAAAACACCGCACCGAUAUUCACCCAGUUUGGGCAGAAAGAUUUCUCAUAGGGAUAGAAGUCAUGUUUUUGUCAACCAAAAGUGCACUUCAGCAGCUGGAAGUUUCCCUUCAAUGCUCAGCAUGUCACAAACUUCUUACGGAGCCAUGCACCUUGGGAAACUGUACUCAUCUUAUUUGCAAGGCUUGUGCUGGAAAUUACCGAGGCAAUGCAUGCCCUACCUGUCAGGCCCCAGCAUGGGUAAAGGACUUGCAGGUCAAGAGAGAAUUGGGGAUGGUGGUCCGUCUCUGUCGAAGACUCCAACGACUGAUCAACAACGACCCUGAACAAGUAGAUAGUGCCAGCAUAGAUCUGAGCGAAGUUGCUGGUCCUGUUCGGACAGGGGAAGGUGGGAGAAGUUUGGGAAAGGAUGAUGGAGGUUCCUGUGUGAAUGGGGGCCCGGAGAUUGCUGAUGAUUCUGAAACAGAGCCAAUGUCUAUCUCUGAAUCAGACACAGAGUUUCACAAACACGGCGAGAUUGUCCGCAAGGCCCUUCGCUCUGUUCAGGGGUCAGACACAGACUCAUUAUCCGAGCUGGAAAGAGGGAAAGCUGACAGUGAAAUUGGCAAGAAGAGAGGAAGGGUCCUGCAGAAUGGGAGGAAGAAGACAGAUGGGGAUCCAGAUUUGAUGAAGCAUGGUAUAAAGACACAAGGAAAUCAGAAACCUGAUAACAAAGGAACUGGUGGGUCAAGCAAGAAAGCUUCAGUCAACAGACAGAGAAACCAGAAGCCCAAUGAUGAAAACAACCCUUUGUCAGUGUAUGAAUUCCAGGCCUCGCCUCCACAUCCAAAGACCCGCAAAGCGAAACUGCAGGUCAUUCAACAGACCAAACGGGAGGCACGACUGAGGAAAGUGGCUGCAGCAAACAAGAAAUGGGACUCUGUGUCCAGUGUCACAGGAUCGAGGAAGGAAGGCAGAAAGCAUGUUUCUUUUUCCGAUGAUAGUUUGAAAUCAGGAUCAAGUAGUGCUGAGGAUGCAAGCAAAGGUGAUGUCAAGACAUCCAAAGCAAAAACUAAAUAUGUUGCAAAGACUGCAGUUUCUUCUGGAGAGGGUAGUAGGACGAAGGGCAAGUCUGUCAAAGACAAAGAGAAGACAUCGCCUGUUGUCUCCAAGCUUCAGAAUCAGAAAGUAAAAAAGUCAAGGGUUCAAAUCACAGAGUCCUUGCCUGAUGAUGCGUCCAAUGUGACACCGGAAUGUAGUCCAAGUGUGCCACGAGCUGGCCAGAAAAGAAGAUCACCACCUUCAUCAGUUUCAGUCACAGUAAAACCUUCCACCCCAGACAGUGCUGGCAAGAGGAAGAAAUUGGUGGAAGAGCAUACUCCAGAGACCCCUACCAGCAGCAGCAGAACAGGUCAAAAGAAGAGGCUUUCAGGAGGAAGGACUUCACUGAGCCCAAAUUCAUCAUUUAGUUCACCAAAGACUGCAGUGAUGAAGAGAAACAAGAGAGGGGAGACUCCACUGCAUGUAGCAUGUAUUAAAGGUGAUGAGAAUGAAGUCAAGUCUCUCUUGGAGCAAGGAGCUGAUCCUAACUCAAAGGACAAUGCAGGAUGGACUCCUCUGCAUGAAGCCUGCAACCACGGUCAUACAUCCUUACUCGGUCUGCUCCUGGAUCAUAACGCUCUGAUUAACACACCUGGGUUUGAGCAUGACACGCCCCUUCAUGAUGCAGUCAAUAACAACAGGAUACCAGUCAUCAAAUACCUCAGGGAAAGAGGAGCUUCGCUAGAAACGAGGAACAUUCACGGUCAAACACCGCUGGACCUACCCGCUACCCCAGCCAUCAAGGAAGCUCUUCUUACCAAACCCCUAUUAGAGGUCACCAAUUCACCUGUCUCUACCCCAGUAACCGCCCCUUCACAACAUCUACAGGAUAGACAGGUGGUCCUACUUGGAACAGGCCUAAAGCCCAAGAAAAAGACCUCCCUGGUGACUUGCAGUGAUACCCUAGAAGGAAGAGUAGUUGAUGAGUUCAGUCCUGAUGUUACCCAUCUAGUAGCAGCAUGUGAGGAGGAUGGUAGGUGUCUACGAACCAUGAAAUACAUGCAGGCAGUACUCGCAGGACGAUGGGUGGUGUCUUCAAAGUGGAUUUCAGAAUGCAUCAAACAUGAAGAGAGAGUAGAGGAGAUUGAGUUUGAGAUGCCAGGAACAUCCUCUGACCCUGAUAGCAACACACCUAGGAGAGGACGGGAAAACGUCCAAAAACAGUAUCCGGAAUUGUUCAACGGCUGUCACUUCUUUUUUAAGGGAAGUUUCAAGCAUCCAACACCUCUCAAACCAGAACUCAUUCAACUCAUCAAACUAGGAGGAGGAACCAUCCUUCAACGUCAACCUAAACCUGAUGAUGAUGUCAUCCAGGUCUCAACGGUCGUUCCUUAUCAUGCAAGGGCAAACUCCCAGUAUGCCUCCUGUGCGUAUUACAUCGUUUAUGACCAUCUCGGGAAGAAGCCGCCACCAAGUGUCAGAACACAGAAAGUCUGCACUGUACCAGUAUACUGGCUGUUGGACUGUGUGUCUCAGUUCACGAUACUAGAUCCUCCAAAAGAAUGAACUCAGCUUUCAUCCUUUGACAGCAUCAAAUGUUAUUAGGCCAGGGGCCCGAUGCAGAAAGAGUUGCGAUCAAACGCAACUAAAAAAAUAUUGCGCAACUUGAUUUUCAGCCAAUGAAGCACCAGUAUUCGGGACUUGCGCUUGAUAUUUUGACUUGCGUUUAAAUGCAUCUCUUUCUGCAACAGGCCCCUGGAAAGGCCUAAAAUCAAAAUUUCGAAAAAAGGCGAAAAUUUCACAAAGUCAAUUAACUUAUGUAUUAUUUGAGAAUAGUAUUUCAGUAUUAUUGAACUUUUUAACGCUUUAGACAGUCUUGAAGAUAUCUUCCAGUCUAUCUUUGCUAUGUGUAAAAGCCUGUAGCAUAAAGCUUUACGAAGAAUCACAUUGUUGAUUUGUACGCUAGAUUGGACACAUUGAUAAUUGUAAUCGUGUCAAAAUUGGUCUUACGAUCACUCACUAUUUAAAGCUUUAUGUAACUUGAACUUGACAUUCAUACCAUCCAUUGGACAUUCCUACAGAUCAUGAAAACUCUUAGUCAAAUAUUGCAUAUUAGAACAGAAGAAAUGAAGGUCAUUCUUGAAUUAUUGAUGAUAAAAAAUCAUGAACAGCAUACAUGUAUAAUGCAUGUAAAAAAAAAUUAUAUGUUCCUAUGCCUCUUUUUAUAAAUGCGUAUGGAAAUUGCAUAAAAAACAUGCAAUUGCAAGUUAUUUUUAUCAAUGGUUGUGAAAACAACAUAGCCUGUUGAUAUUAUAUUGGAUACUAUAAUUUCAAAGACUCGUUUCUGUAUCUAUUUCCUUUUUCAUUUUUUUUCUAUUCUUUUUUAAAAACUUUAUUCAUUUACAUAAAAUGAUUUUAUGUUUUAAUCCACCCACGUACCAAUCUCAUAGCAGUUAUUGUCUUGCUAUUGAUUUGAAGGAUGUGUUUUUUUUUUUCAUAUUCUUUAGGAAUAUGAGGAAAAGAUGACAGUUUGUCCAAGAUGUUGCUUUUUUAGUUGGAAGUAACAAGGGGGGUUUCUUAAAUUUUUUAAAAGAAAAUAGAGAUAUAUGUAUGUAUCAAAUUAUUACUUUAUGCCAUCUGCUUGAAAUUUGUUUUCCCAUACAAAAGAGGGAACAGGUAUUUGAUCCUGAUUUAUUCUGAAGUCCAUGUCAUUUAAGUGGAAUAGAAGACAGUACAGCUGUCACUCUAUUUUGGUUAUCAAUUUAUUUUGAGUUGGAAUUUUUUAUACUUUGUUAUACGUUGAGAAGCUCAAAAUGAAUUUUAGAUGAAAUUGUGCAUUUCAGACUCUGUCAUGUUAUAGCUGUUAAAGGUCUUAAACAUUUUGUUACCCGUGCAGAGCAUUGUGGCCUAGUGGAUUAGUCUCCAGACUCUCAACAGAGGGUUGUGGGUUCAAAUCCCAGCCAUGGUGUAAUUUCGUUCAGCAAGAAAUUAAUCCACAUUGUGCUGCACUCAAGAAGUGAUUGGGUACCUUGCAGAAAUUCAUUCCUCGAAAUUUGUGUGCAUUGUAAGUAAUUAUGGCUGCCAAGCUAAAGCAGGGGUAAUGAUAUCCAAGUCCUUUGGAAGCACAUAGUGACGUUAUAAUGUCAUAUGUAUUGUACUGUGCAAGAACUGUUUAUCAUUAUCAUUAUUAUUAUGAACAUUACUAUUAUUGUAUUUCACCCUGUAUGGACAUAUGUAUACAAAACUAUGUUUAAUAAUUCAGAAUUUUAUUGAUUCUUCA